Molecule: messenger RNA, 1017 nt
Organism: Serpula lacrymans var. lacrymans S7.9
Lineage: Eukaryota; Fungi; Basidiomycota; Agaricomycetes; Boletales; Serpulaceae
Exons: 7
Coding region: 1-1017 (338 amino acids)
Source: RefSeq, a predicted model, not a curated record
AUGGAACUCGCCUCUAGGCGUCCAACGGGACUUGAACGGGACGAAGAUCAUAACCGAGUUCGAUCGUCUCUCGUACGAAAACUCGGCGAGAAGAUCGCAGUCUCUUCAGAUAUGAGUACUCCACCCAGGUUCUGCGAUCUACUGCCUGAGAGGGAGAAGAUCGAACUGAGCCCUGAUCGAGACACGAUCGCUGUUAAGCCGAGUAGACUCGAAGAAAGUCAAGGCCGAGGUGCCCGUACUCGAUUAAAAUCACUAUUCAGGAUGAACAUAGAUGCAGCAAUAUUAUUGCUGUUGACUACACUUCUAGGCAUAUUGGUCGGCUUUCGGUCUCUCCUUGUUCUCCGCAUCACAUCGUCGAGCGAAGUUUUGCAGCUGACCAGCAAAAGGUGGCAUGAUGUUUUGUUUUGUUUUUGGGAGGACACCGAGAAUUUAUUCGAACAUCUAUUCGAAUCCCUGAUAGCUCGCAUGCCUUCAAUACAGAUCUCGCUCAUGUAUUUAAUGUUUUCAAACGUUUCGGCUCACCAUGAAGUUCUCCACUAUCUUCAUCGCUAUUGUCCUUGCUUCUGUCCAGCAAUUGGCGCAAGCCCUACCUUCGAGGCGCGCCUCUACAGGAGCUUACUCACCCACAGCCCCGUGACAAAUCCCAAGGACUUCGCAGCAUUUACUUGUGUGCUAGAGAACGUUGGUAUAUCUGCCUACUGCGGUGCUGCUCAGCUUUUCGUCAGCGACACAGUAGGGCUAUACGCUGCUGCGUCAAUUUUGGCCGUCGAAGCAAGGCACUCUGCAUGGGUCAACUCUGCCGAGCCAACCCGUGGAACCCUGCUUUUGAUGUAUACUCCUCUUGAUCCGAAUCAAGCUUACACCAUCGCGCCCGGUGGGAUUACGUCGUGUCCUUCGAGCAAUAUGGCUCUUCCCGCCAAAGUUUUCCCCGCUCUUUCCUUCCCUGUCACUGCUCAACCUAACCAGACCGUCCAAGUUAGCUUCUCCGGGAACUCUACCUCUUCAGGUGAACUUUAG